This is a messenger RNA of Lolium perenne, 964 nucleotides long. RefSeq lists its product as uncharacterized. The record is from RefSeq and is a predicted model, not a curated record. NCBI's taxonomy places the organism in Eukaryota, Viridiplantae, Streptophyta, Magnoliopsida, Poales, Poaceae.
UAUAUCCAGGCUGUGGCGCUCCAAUUUGCAAAAGCUACUCGAGAACCAACCCACCAGCCCCGCGGCCUUGUGCUACCAACCAAAGCGCGCAGCUCAAGAAACCCACAGAAUCCGAGAUCUCCCUCUCCAACCUGAUCGAUCCCGGCUUGUCGUUGCAGUUGUUGUCGGGCAAUGGCGACCGAUGCGAUCCUGGAGACGAUCAAGCCGCGGCGGAGCGCGUGGCAGGACGACCUCCCGGUGACGACCGCCGGCGGCGGCGCGGGGAACAAGGGCGGCAAGGUGGACCUGUCCGGGAUGCGGCGGCGCGUGUCGUCGUCCCUGUCGCUGCACCUCCAGCCUCUCUCCUCCUCCUCGUCGGAGGCGCUCCGGCGCGCGCGGUCGAUGCCGUCGAUCAAGGCGCUGGCGGCGGCGGGCGCGGUGCGGCGGUGGUGGGAGUGGGGGCUCGGGUGGGUGAUGGAGCGGAAGCCGUCCUUCGCGCGGGGCCUGGAGAUGAGCGACGACGAGAAGGCCGCGCUGGGGUGCCACUGCCGCGGCACGCUCCGGCACGUCUUCUACAAGGCGCGCGCCGAGGUGCGCCGCCUCCUGGGCCGCGACGGCCUCCCGCUCGGCGGCGGCGGCGGGCACGGGCAGGACUUCGGGUACGACUCCGUCAGCUACGCCCAGAACUUCGACAACGGCGACGUCGGCGCCAGGUGUUAGUACCGCAUCCAUGGAUCCGCGCGUGAUCAUUUUCAUGUCGGCAGGCAUAGCUCGAUCGGCGAACAUGAUCGAUACGGCAUUGCGUACAGAUUAGCUCUGGCCCUUCGCGCGCGGCAAUAAACGGAAUUGUCCGUAACAUACUAUUAGUAGUAUAUAGUACGGUGCGUGUGUGUUUGUCUGAACGAUCGCAGAUGAUCGAGCAGUGAUGCGUGUUCGGGGUCCAGAUCAACGGAAUUAAGCUGUAAUAUAUGUUCUUCCGCUCUUC